Molecule: messenger RNA, 7907 nt
Organism: Biomphalaria glabrata
Lineage: Eukaryota; Metazoa; Mollusca; Gastropoda; Planorbidae
Exons: 40
Coding region: 90-6050 (1986 amino acids)
Biological process (GO): cell-matrix adhesion
Molecular function (GO): calcium ion binding
Source: RefSeq, a predicted model, not a curated record
CAAGUAAUAAAAUCAACUUUUUUUUUCUCCCUUUGUGUUCUUCUUUCAAAGACUUUUACCCGUUUGGCGUGCAACAAUUAGAUCUUUCUAUGCCAAGAGAUGAAGAGUUAGCUUCAGUUAAAAUCACCAUUCCAUAUUCCUUACCGUUCGGAAGUGAAAUCUAUGAUGCAUUAUGGAUAUCAAUCAACGGCCUAAUUAGUUUUGGAUACGAUAAUUCCAGUUUCUCACCAAAACAUCUUCCUGUCAACAAGUAUUCCAAAUUGCUUGCAGUUUAUUGGUCAGAUUUAGAUCUUCUGAAAGGAGAUACAAUUGCAGAGAUUUACUAUCAGCUCUACUCUAAAAAUGCUGCAAAAAAUAAAGACAUAUUGGACAAAGCAAACUUGGAUGUCAUGACAAACUCCAAUGAGCUGACCUCUUAUGAUGCCACUUAUGUUCUUGUAGUCACAUGGGUAGAAGUACCAGCCCAUCUAAGUAAUGAUGAAAGAGUCUCCUUCCAAUGUGUGAUCAUCACUGAUGGCUUCACAACAUUUGCCCAGUACAGAUACACAAAUGGAGGGAUGAAAUUUAACCCUGCGCUGGCCAGACCUGUAGUGGUUGGAUGGGGAGACACAAACUUUGAUACUCAAAUCUCCAGCUAUUACGUCUUUGAUACUGUUCUAGGCAAUACAAAAACCCAAUCACUUGGUUACUGGUUUUUUAAAGUUGGCGGAAGUGAGAACUUUCAAGCCAGGUGUCAGAAUUGGUAUCAAAAUAACAUUGUCGAAAAAACAAACUUGCAAUCAGGGUUGGACAGAUUGCCUAACUGUCCCUGCAGUGAAUUAAUUGCUGAGUUUAGUGCUCUAUGGAACAAAACCACACAGAACCAUUGUUAUGACACUGUUGCCAACUAUGGAGAUUUUGGAAUGAGGUGUUGUUACAGAGAAGGGGGAAACUUUGAAAAUCGGCCUCGACUAGCUGGCUCCUUUCAAAGGUACAAUUCUCUUGGAAAAAAUCCUUAUGGACAUGCUUUGAAUGAUGAACUGCCUUAUUUCUGGUGUUGUCAGCAAUCCAACUUGUGUGAGAAGUACUAUGAACUUAGACCAAUCAGCACUUGUAAUUCAAACUCAUUUCAAAGAGCCCUGUUGUUUGGCGACCCACACAUUAUUACACUAGAUCAGAGGUCAUUCAUAUUCAACGGUCUCGGGGAGUACAGACUUUUAGAAAUCACGCAACUUUCAGUUGUAAAUUUUAUUAUGCAGGGUCGUACAUGCAGAGCAAUGUUUAACAAUGGAAGUCUGAUCAAUUCUGCUACCAUUUGGUGUGCCUUGACGUUCCGCACUACAUUGAAGGACACCUUCAGUAUUGAAAUGAAUAAAAACAGAACAUCACUAAUUUUGUAUGUCAAUAAAGAGGACAUCAGCAGACGCCUAGAUGGAAAUUACUAUUAUAAUAAAAUUGAUGGCAUGAUUGUUAAAAAAGAAGCAGGCAUUCUUCAAGUUGUGACAACUGAUUAUAUCAGUGUUAAUUUUAUAAUGAACAAUCAAAUGUUGGAGUUUUCUGUUGAUCUACCACUCAUGUAUCAAAAAUUGACCAAGGGACUGCUGGGAAAUUUCAAUGGCAACAGUGGCGAUGAUUUCAUAUUUCCCAACGGAACAGUGUUGUCCAAUAACUCAAGAGAAAGUGUCCUGUUCGACUAUGGGAACUCUUGGAGAGUGGUUGAUUCCAUUUUUACCUACAGCUAUGGUCAAAACACAUCAACUUAUUCUGAUCCUCUCCACAAACCUCUUUUUUUGGAUGAGAAUCCGCAAUAUGUGGAUGACGCUGCUAAGGUGUGCAAUGGAAUACGCAACUUACCCUGUAUAUUUGAUUACAUUGCAACACGGAACAUACAAGUGGCCCAAAGCUCUCUGAAUGCCAGCACUAACCAAGAGACUAUUGUUAAAGUCAAAGAGGAUGUGCCUCCAUCAUUGUCAACACCCAAUCAAACUUUUGUGAGAGACAACAGCACAUUCACCAUCUCAGUGCCAGGUCAAAGCUCCAGGGAUCAGAAUGUCACCUGCCAGAAAAUUAGCGGCUCUAACUACACAGUGUCCACUGUCAAUGGGUCAUCUUGUCGUGUCCAGGGAACAAUCUACAGUCCUCAACUAGAGGUCAUUGCUAUUUCAACUGUAAGCCAAACUGGCCUACAGUCAAUGGUUGUCCAGAUUCCUCUGACUCUGUGUACCUGUCAAAAUAAAGGCAUUUGUGAUUACAACAACACAAGAAAAACUAGCAAUGGUGUCUAUCUUCUUGCUUCUUGUAACUGUUCUGCAGCUUAUGCAGGUUUAAGCUGUGAAUUAGACAAAGACGGUUGUGCCUCCAGUCCGUGUCAGACCAACUGUACAGACAUCUCAGCUGACACUGAGUCUAACACAGGGAUUGCUUAUCAGUGCGGAAACUGUCUGAGAGGAUACACAUUGAACGAAAACAAAACAAAAUGUCAAGAUAUUAAUGAAUGUGACAUGAAUCCUUGUGGCUCCAAUUCCAAAUGUAUGAAUACUUUGGGCAGCUAUAUUUGUCAGUGUUUUGAUGGAUUUAGAUGGUCAGAGAAAAAUAGAAACCUUUGUGUUGAUAUCAACGAAUGUACUGAGAGUAUAAACAACUGUGUGCAGAUCUGCCUCAACACCCAAGGAUCUUACAGAUGCGAUUGUGUUUCUGGCUAUGAACUUGUACAGCCAGAGGGACUGCCACGUCCAUUCAACUGUACUCAAAUUAAAGCGCCUGAAAAUCCUUGUGUAAAUGCGACUUGUGAACAGGAAUGUCAAAAUGUUCAAAACCAAGCAGUGUGCUUCUGUAGGUCAGGAUUUCGUUUAAAAAGUGAUCGCAAGAGUUGUGAAGAUAUCAAUGAAUGUGUUGAAGGCUUAUGCUCACAAGGCUGCAACAAUACAGUGGGCAGCUAUUCCUGUUCUUGUUUUGCUGGGUAUAAACUAACUGCUAGUCAGUCCUGUGAAGAGUGUCCCGGCGCAACUUAUGGAAUCAACUGUGGCAAGACAUGCAGCUGUAGAGGCAGGGCUUCAGGCUGUGAUAAAGUCAAAGGAUGUGUAUGCCGCAGCAACUGGAGGGGAGUUAGCUGUGAAGUUGAUGUAGAUGAAUGUGUGGAAGGUCUUGCCAACUGUCGUCCAGAUCAAAUCUGUCAAAACACAAUGGGAUCAUUUGCUUGUAACUGUCCUCCAGGCUUUGUGGAAAUAAAUGGAACUUGUACAAAUAUAGAUGAAUGCAAGAAUGCUACAUUAAACUUGUGCCAACAAAUCUGUGUCGACACUCUUGGAUCUUAUGUUUGUCAAUGUCAAAAUGGAUAUACUAAAGUUAACAACAAUUGUGCUGAUAUCGACGAGUGCGCCCUGCAUACCUCUGAUUGUGAGCAACUCUGUAUCAACAAUGUGGGCAGCUACAGCUGUGCUUGUAAAGAUGGAUACACACUUAAAGAUGACAGAAAAAGUUGUUUUGAUGACUUGUUGCUGUGUACCAAUACAUACAUCAACUGUAGUCAUGGGUGUACACUAGAGAAUAAAACUGCCGUGUGUUUCUGUAAUAAAGGUUAUAGGCUGGCUAGCAACAUGAUGGAUUGUAUAGAUAUCAAUGAGUGUCAAACAGAAGUCAUCAACUGCUACAACAAUGCCACCUGCACCAAUCUCCCUGGGACGUACAGCUGUACCUGUCCUGAUGGUUUUAAACUUCAGAAUGACAGGAGAACUUGUCAACCUUGUGAUGCCUAUCACUGGGGAACAGAUUGUGCGGAGGAGUGUAACUGUUUCCCUAUAGGCACCCAAUCAUGUGAUCCUAUUCAAGGGUGUAUCUGUAGGCCAGGCUGGGCUGGAACCACCUGUCAUACAGAUAAAAAUGAAUGCUCAUUCGAUAUAACUUACUGCCCAGAAAAUUCAGAUUGCAUCAACACUUUAGGCUCAUUUUAUUGUCAAUGUCGAAGGGGAUACACUUACUCUAACAGUGCAUGCACAGAUGUUGAUGAGUGCUUGAAGUUUCCCCCUUGUGAUCAGGUAUGCGUCAACACUCCUGGAAGCUAUACCUGCUCCUGUUCAAAAGGAUUUUUUGUUGAUGGAGAUAGGUGUAGAGAUUUCAAUGAGUGCAAUGUAAGAGAACUUAAUAACUGUGACCAGACCUGCAGAAACACUUUUGGAGGCUUCGCCUGUGAAUGUUUUGAUGGAUAUGUUUUGAACACAACUUCAUGGAAUACCUGCUACUUGGAGAAUGUGACAAAAGCCUGUAAGAACAGCAGUCAGUGUGAACAUUACUGUGUACCUUCUGAUUCUGGGGAUAUGUGUCAAUGUAAGCCUGGGUAUAGACUUGCAGGAGAUAACUCUACUUGUGAAGAUAUCAAUGAAUGUGUUGGCUCUGACAGUGUUUGCAUCAAUGGCACUUGUCAGAAUAUGAAUGGCUCCUUUGCCUGCUCAUGCAAUGACAGCUUUAGACUUCUGAUUGAUGGGAAAACAUGUCAGGCCUGUGACGCCUGGACCUACGGUAAAAAUUGUAGUGGUGUGUGUACAUGUGACCGUGACAACAGCUUACGUUGUGAUCCACUGAAUGGAUUGUGCACUUGUAUACCCGGAUGGAAUGGAGACAACUGUACCCUGGAUGUGGAUGAGUGCAGUGAAACUAACCAAUGUUUAAGCAACAUGUCUACGUGUUUGAAUACGCCAGGCUCCUACAAGUGUUUAUGUAACCUGGGCUUCUAUAGCGCUAGUGACUUUUCUUGUAUAUCCUGUGAUAACUGGUACUACGGACAGAACUGUGACAGUCAGUGUGUCUGUGAAUCAGACAACACCAUGGACUGUGAUGCUGUCACUGGGCAAUGCCACUGCAAGCCUGGCUGGAAUGACACAAAGUGUGACAAGGACAUCAACGAGUGUCUCAAUGCUAGUUAUUGUCUAGGGAAUCAUCUCCAGUGUCACAAUCUGAACGGCUCGGCUGAAUGCAGGUGUACCCCUGGCUAUGAGAGAAAGCUAAAUGAGACUGCCUGUACAGAUGUAGAUGAAUGCUAUAAUCCAGUCUUGAACUCGUGUAACAACAGAACAGAAGACUGCAAGAAUACUGAUGGCUCAUUUUUUUGUGUCUGUAAGGCUGGUUACAAGCUGGAGGACAUCAGAAAUUGUGUUGCCAACUACAAAGACUAUUCUCUGACUUUAAGACUGGACUAUCCAAAUGACUUGAUCACCAAUGAUGUGUUAGAUACCAACAAAAAAGACUUUUUUGUCUUGGCUAAAGAAGUGGAGAAAACGCUAGUGAGCAUGUACAAUGGCACCAAGUCUGCUUUCCUUCCACCAAGAGUUCUACAAUUUAUCAAUGGUUCUCUCAUCGCUGACGUGUUGCUGCGGUUUGAUUUGAACUAUUCCACCAACCCAACCAAUGAUGUAGCAAUGUAUGUUCACAUUAUUCAAUCAGCUAAACAGUUUACUGUAGGAAAUGUAACAGUGGCGAUCUUGGACAUCGCUGUUAAUAAUCAACCAGUUCCUGACUCCAAUAAUUAUUGUGAUCUGUAUGAAGUACUGAAAAAAAGUUGUCCAGACAAGGAAUCCUGCCCAGAGGUCAGGGCUGCUUCUCCAUGUGAAGAGGAUGGGGUCAACAAAGACUUGAUCAUUGGCCUUUCUGUUGGUAUCCCAUUGGCUGUUGCUCUCCUUGUCAGUAUUAUAAUCAUCAGUUGUGUUUAUGUCAGAAGAAGAAAACAUUUGCCUGCUGAUCAAGCUAGCACCAGUUCUAAUGGGAGUGGUUUUAGUGUCAACAUGGUUCCUAGAAGAACUGGCCCUGCACCACCCCUGUACUCACCUGUCUACAAGUCUGAAUCUCAAUUUGAUAUUGAUAAGGACUACCUUGAGAUUCCAGGCAACAAACAAGAAAUGCAGCGUCUCUCUUGGGUAGAGACUGAGAGCUCAUCAGCAGCUCAUGUUGGAUCUGAAGAAUACUCUGAUGUUUUAGAGCCAGACUUUUCUUGGGAAAAUAUUCAACCCCAGCUAGAGGACACCAAAGAUUUUCAUAUACAAAGGCCAGUAUUUUGUGGACCAAAACAGGGUGUAAGUUAGCAAAUGUCAUCAACAUUUAUCCAACUGACAAAGUUUGCUUAUAAUUUGUUCACACUACAGAACUGACCAUGUCUCGCAGUCAUCAGUUCAUUGUAUGACACUUGUUUGCAUUAUGUUUUGUCUUCUUAAAACUGAAUCGCAUUGACAUUUGUACAUACACAUCAGUGUUUCUUUUGUUGAUGUCUUUCCAUUUCAUUGAUCUUGAAAUUUGAACUAAACUGGAUAUUUUGAAUAAAGCAAAAGUAUUAUUGAAUCUGGUUAAUCAAACAAGCUGCUUAUUCUGACUGCCCCUUUAUUGAGACCUAACAGACACAAACACUCUUUUGUUCCCCUGGCAAUCAAAUCAUUAAAUAAGAACAAUCUGGUAUAAACUUUGUCACAUGUAAAUUAUGAGUGAGUCUGGUGUGAAUGUACACUUUGGUUUCUUAUAAUUAUAAUGUUUUUUGUUCAGUGUAAUGCACAAAUUGUAAGACAUAUUUCCAUACGGACAAUAAAGAUUAGUAUUAUUAUUAUUAUUAUUAUUAUUAAUCCUUAAGCACCAAAACAAAUAAUAUAAAACAGUUGAAUCCAAAUAGGUCGACCCAAUGGUAAUCAGGGCCUAAUGAUCAAUGUGGUCCCACUGUCCAGUUAGGAUAUAACUAUAUAUAUCCAUUUCUAAUGUCACUAUUUAAGUGAGAAAAAAAAAUGUAAUGUCAGAGAAAAAACAAUUACUUUUAAUCUAACUUUUGAUAUUAUUUAUUGUAUGUCUAUAAGUAUUAAUGUAUUUUUUUUUUUUACUGUCUAUCAGUAUUUCUAUCUAUAUCAGUCAUUAACAAUAUAUGUGUCAGAAUUUAAGUCAUUGGUUAACAUGCAUGACUAAAUGCAUGAGGCGUAGGAUGUAAUCAACUUCUUUUUUGAUGUAACGUCUCUAUUAUAUAAGAUAAGAUGUUUCAAAAGGAUACAACUAAAAUGCAACUAGAUUUUAAAACUUUGCCCAAGGCAACAUAAUUCUACUCCCUUACAUGCUUGUACUACAAAUGAAACUCAAACAAUAAACCAACUCAUGUUUUGAAACAAAAAUGGAAUGAGAAAUCAUAGACCAGCACUUGCUUCAUAAAUUAGAACAGAAAAUAAGUGUGUAAUGAAAAUAAAAAUGAUAAUAAGUGUGAUACAUGCAGACAUCACCUGACAAGGCAAAUAAGACAAUUCAAGGCAAAGAAUCCUGUUACUAUUUUUCCCAUUAUGUGUUGUGAUAAUUAUUGUACAUGUUAUAUCUAUAUUUAUCUAUAUUUAUUGUAUAUGCUAUAACUAUAUUUAUUAGCAUUGUUACAACAUUAUGAAACAAAAGGAAUGUUUUUAUUACUAUGCAUUUGAAGAUGAAGGAAGAAUGGAUUUAAAAAAAAAUUUUUCAUAUAAUUAUAUUUUCUCCUUAAGAUGGAGCUAGUUCAUCUACUUUGUUCCUGCUGUGACCUGUAGCAGUAAGUGAGUCUAUCUAGGUGUGUGGAGGAGUUUGAGUGCAAGAGUCUUUAAUUUAAAAAGAUUUCACAAUUGUAAUCUAAGUUUAAUUAUUUAAAUGUAUUAUUCCAUAAAAAAAUGUGAUUUUGGUUUGGAAACAAAUAAUUAAAGAGACUUUCAGAACAUGACCACUACACCUCACCUCCCCCCCCCCCUUUUCAACAAGUGAUUCCUUGUUAAUUUAUGCAUCUAUGUACUGACCUAUUUUGUUUGUUAUAUAAUAUAAACUUAACAUAUAUCUACUUUCAUGUAUAUUUCAGCACAAUGUCUGUUGUUGAAAUUUAUUGUUUCAAUUUGCUACUUGGGUUAUAUUCAAUCUCCUCGAUAUUUGUUUUUAAGUAAAUAAAGAAAUUUUAAAAAGUA